ACGAAGCUAUAUCGGUUACUUAGCGUGGGGAUAACACUCGUCGUCUCGUGUCGAUUUGCUUAAGGGAUAAUUCGCGUUCGCGAAACCUAGAUCCAGGAGAGGAACUUUUGAAGCCAAAUCGAGAAUUCAAUUGAUCGAUGAAUCCUAGAAGGGAGCCUCGUGGUGGAAGAAGUUCGCUCUUUGAUGGCAUUGAAGAGGGAGGAAUUAGAGCUGCUUCUUCUUACUCUCAUGAAAUCAAUGAGCAUGAGAACGAGCGUGCCUUGGAAGGUUUACAAGACAGGGUCAUUCUCUUAAAACGACUUUCUGGCGAUAUUAACGAAGAGGUGGAUACUCAUAACCGUAUGCUUGACCGAAUGGGUAAUGAUAUGGAUUCAUCAAGGGGGAUUCUCUCAGGAACCAUGGACCGGUUCAAAACGGUUUUUGAGACCAAAUCAAGCCGAAGAAUGCUGACCCUCGUGGCAUCGUUCGUGGGUGUAUUUCUAGUCAUUUACUAUCUUACCCGUUGAAAUUGGCAAAACCAGAGUACUCUGAACAAUCCAUCCAUCAUAUAUCAUAUUUUCAUGCUCUCUGUUGGCUCCUACAAUCUCCGCCAGUGUAAUGAAUGAUUUGCACCUAGUGUUAUAGCGUGAUCAAGUGCUUAAGAUAUAAAUGGCAAAAAUUAACAUUAACUUAUAAAAGUUUCA
Brassica oleracea var. oleracea is the source of this 683-nucleotide messenger RNA. RefSeq names its product bet1-like SNARE 1-1. Bases 138 to 506 code for a protein of 122 amino acids. The transcript is spliced from 5 exons. NCBI's taxonomy places the organism in Eukaryota, Viridiplantae, Streptophyta, Magnoliopsida, Brassicales, Brassicaceae. The record is from RefSeq and is a predicted model, not a curated record.